Molecule: messenger RNA, 276 nt
Organism: Plenodomus lingam JN3
Lineage: Eukaryota; Fungi; Ascomycota; Dothideomycetes; Pleosporales; Leptosphaeriaceae
Source: RefSeq, a predicted model, not a curated record
AUGUGCCCUACGUCCCUGGGCUCCGCCAGGUUGGACCCCGGCUUUGGAAGAAGCACGAUGCCCGCUUUGAGAGCACGUGGUUUGGGGAUCAUAUGUGGUAUAGUUAUCAUGGACCCAGUUGGAGUGACAAGGAUCCGCAGUUUUGUGAGAGGGGGGAGUGGACGGCUGGACCGUUGCGGUGUGAUGAGGAGGGGAGUUUGGGGUGGAGGACGUAUGAUACGGAUUGUGUGUUCAAGUGUAUCUGGUAGGGGUGGGGGGAUGGAGCGCUGUUGCUGA